Messenger RNA from Cryptococcus deneoformans JEC21, 2876 nucleotides. RefSeq lists its product as hypothetical. The transcript has 4 exons. Bases 407 to 2641 code for a protein of 744 amino acids. Lineage: Eukaryota; Fungi; Basidiomycota; Tremellomycetes; Tremellales; Cryptococcaceae. The record is from RefSeq and is a predicted model, not a curated record.
GAGUACAUAGACACGUACCUAUACGCGUACAGACAUAUAUACUUAGCAUAGACCCGCUGAAACAGCAGUGUCCACAUUACCCCGAGAAAGCAUCCGUGGAAUUAUUUCUACAGUAUUAGCUGCACUUGUAGAAAAAAAGGAGAAAGCAAAAAGGCAAAAAGACCGGGGUGCGCCGGUUGCAGAAGAAAGGCUUGAGCAGGAUAAUUAUAGCUCAUCUCAACCCUUGAAUGAUCACUUCUAUCUCAGAUACAUCUCAGCGCUAUAAAUAUAUAUCUUCUUUUCCCACUUUUUAUUUAUCCGCCUUUCUCCCCUUCCGAUCUCCUACCUUACAUAACAGUCCAGCAUCGCACUUCUCCAUACUACACCACACCGCCUCUGUCAACGACAUACACACCCUAUAAAUGAGAUGAACAAGGAAGAAAGCUGGAGGAGAGAAGGCAUAUGGGAGCGCCAGUGCCACGCUGGGCCAUCCAGGCUCAGGGACGAGCCAGAGCAUGCCCAUUAUGCCGCGAGAGACACUGCAAGCCGAAGCAGCAAUGAGGAUGGCAGCAGACGACGGCAUCAUGGACCAACUAGGACACGACGCCAAAUACGGCAAAAUCAAACUUUACACCUCUCCACCAUUCUCCCACCACUAUUCCUCCUACCUUUUCUUGGUGUCACUUCAGCUGCUCCAGCAGUCAUACCAGCUCAGCCCACUCGGCUUCGACUGCCUUCUAUUCCUACUGUCUUGCCGACUGUCACCACUACACUUCAGCCUACGCGCACCCUCGACAAACGAGUCAAAUAUCUGACAUCGGUGAUUACACCCUCUGUCUUGCCCACUGAGAUACAUUUUGUCGACGAAACGACUUUACCGUAUCUGUUGACCCAGCAUGCGGAUGGAUCGUGGAGAAAGGCGGAGGCUGGAUGGUUCCUUUAUGGUCGAAGAAUAGCGUUGCCAACAGAUAAAGCGACUCCGUCCAACGAUGAUGAAGAUCACACGGAAGACGCUGCAGAAUCUGUCACGAAUCGAACCGUUUCCAUCGACAGCGAUAAUGCGAUGCUCACCAAUGGUAGCAAUUCAUCUGUUACUGCGUCAAAUGCGACUAGUACUGCUGUACCCUCUUUUGCUGUUGAAAAAGCCUUACCAAAUGGGUGGGGAUACUCCUCGAAUCGUACUAGCAUCUACAAAGUGCCACUUAUAGCAGUUGCGAGUGUGAUUAUGGCCAUUGCAAUUGUUGUCCUCAUUAUCAUAUACGCUCUCAAUAGGCGAAAGAAACAUCGCAAACAAAAACGCGCCAAAGAACGACUCCGCCGAAAAGCUCUUGCAGCCGCUGGCCUUACUGAAGAUGACAUCAAAUGCUCGACAGCUGAAACCGCAUUCAAGGAAAAACUUGCGGAGAUGGAACGGAAACACAAGGCAAAGAAGAAGAGAGAUGGACAGAUGGGAUUGGCCAGGAGUAAGGUUAAAGGGUGGAAUGCAAGAUUAGGAACCGUCAGACGUAGAAAGGGAAAGAAGGAGGAGAAGGAGCAUGACGCGAUGAGUUUGAAAGAAAAUAAAAUAAUGGAAGAGGACAUCUUCGAACGGGAAACUGUGGAGCAACCAGAAAUUAUAGUGUCACCUCAUCUUGUCUCGCCCCCUUCCCCAGCACCUUCACAGACUCCUUCUGAGCAACCAGCCUCUGUCGAAACUUCGGCUCCCCAAUCCGAUACUUCAUUCCCAGUAUCGCCUACGCCAUAUUUUCCUCCCGCAUAUCGACCCGCAUCAGUCCGUUCAAUCCCAACCUCCACAGCAGGUCCUUCGCGCCCUUCAGCAUCUGCUCAUCCUCCUUAUGUAUCAUCUGAGAGUUCUGCACAGAACUCUUUGGCAGGAGAAAAGACCCAAGCUCCUGGUUACUAUCCCGCGCCCGCCACAGAAGACGGAGAGAUUGCCCUGGCGGUCGCUUCUCGCGCCGAUGGUAAAGCUCGACUUGUUGAGCCUCCUGCUGUCACAGAAGAGGAGGAUCCUCAUCUGAGGAUGAAUCACGUUGCAACGGACGAUAAACGCGUGCUGGAAAGAUUGAGGAUGGGUGGAUCCGCUCCUCCACCUGUCCAGACAGAGGCUGAAGAGGGUCCAACUGCGCCGGUUGUCGAUGUCGAUGAUGCUGGGUUCGAGAUCAUCCCUACCAUUCCAGAAGAAGAUGAAGCUGUCCGUACGAGUAGGGAAUCGGAAAGGGAAGGGUUAGCGUUUCCACCUCCACCACAGCUUAGUGCAAGGCUGGUACAGUUCCAUAAUCUGGAUAGUCCUGUACCUUCUGCUCCUCCCAUUACUUCACCCUCCGCUCCUGACCAUCAGUAUACGACGCCUUCGGCGCCGCCGCUGGAAGUACCUGACGUGGAACCGUCAGCACCGCCUCUAGCGCUUGAUGCGGAGAUAAAUGGGCCGUCUGCCCCACCACUGGGAUCUGAUGUCGACUCGGAAUUAGAGGCGGGCCCUGAUUCGUCCCACUCUUUGCCCGGGAGUCAUGCCUCGACGGAUGCCUCUACAAUGGGCCAAUCUGAUCCAGAUGGGAUGGUAUCAGAAGAAAGACCGGAGAGUAUUGCUUCAUCGAUUGCCUCUAGUCGAAGCGGAAGUGUUCAGGGCGUCCAAGGUGUUUUUCUACCUCGUUACGAACCAUGAACUAGCGCCCUAGAACAUUUUGGGGCCUAGCAUCAUUUUCCGGAAGUUCUGUUCCGCUUUUUUUUUGGUUUUUUUUUGUCUUUUUUUCUGGCUUCGUCGCAAUUUUUCUUCUAUCAUAUAUUUUUGGCUAUAGGAGGGGAAUUUCCUUCUGGUUCAUGAGGUUUACAGCUCGUUAUAUAUUAAACAGGUUGAUGUUGUAUAAUGCAGCUUCGAAGGGGAACUUUCUCAGCAUGUC